Molecule: messenger RNA, 1321 nt
Organism: Manduca sexta (tobacco hornworm)
Lineage: Eukaryota; Metazoa; Arthropoda; Insecta; Lepidoptera; Sphingidae
Exons: 6
Coding region: 597-1319 (240 amino acids)
Source: RefSeq, a predicted model, not a curated record
CAUAAAAAACAUAAGGAGCGGAUCACAUUACGUUGGGUCAAAUAACUUGCAACAAAGCUAUAUACUAUUCUUUUAUAUUUUUAGGCACUUGUACGAAAGAUUAUUAUACGUCGAUAGAAACUUCAUAUUCUUCAUAUAACCAAUCUGGAAGAUAUGAUGGCGGCGAAAUGAAAUAAUUAAUUAUUGUUCUUUUACCGAUUUUAAUCUUUCGUUGCUUUUGCAACAUAAGUGCUCUGUUCCUUAUGCAUUAAUUUGAGUUUGAAUCGAAUCUUACAAUGGAUCCCAUGGAUCGUGUUGUGAUAAGUUCUCAUCAUACUCAACUUUUACUUUUACAGUGACUAUAUUUGGAAUAGAUGAAUAUUUACAUUCUUAUUUAUAAUAAAACGCUUAUUGAAGGUAUAAACCUCCGAUAGUUAAUAAACGAACUAUAAGCCUAUCGAACGUUCUAUAAAAUUUCUUAUUUAUAAUCGUUUGAUAAAGCUUAAAAUAAAACGCCUUUAUCGUUUACAAUGUUGCCAUUUCGUAGAAAAAUACCAAAUUUUGUCUCUGACAACAGACAAGCAAAAUAACUUGUGAGAUUAUUGUAAUUUUUAAGCAUGAAUCAAGCUUCAAAAAAACGCCAACGGGGUGAAAACUGGCUUGAGGAAGACAAAAUUAAAUUAACAGAAUUAGUGAGGCAGCGGGUUAGUGUCCUCGAAAAUAAAAAUACAGACACUAACUCCAAUGUCAGGAAGGUGGCUGCGUGGAAUAGCUUGAGAGAGAGUUUUAAUCUUAUAUGUAAGGGUUCCCCACGCACAGUAACACAGCUGAAGGCACAAUGGGGUAUUUUAAAAAUGAAGGCAAAACGAACAAAACCCGAAGAGACGAAGGAGCUAUUUGAUACUGGUGGCAGCACACCACCAAUGAAACAAGAAGUCAGUAGCAAAGACAUUAACAGCUGGCUGCCUAGUGAUAUUGUUAUCGGCACUAAUGAAUUUGAUUCAGAUUCUAUAAAUCAGGACAAAUCUUCAGAGCACUCCAUCUCCACACACACAAAUGACAAUAUUAUUAUUGAAGAGAUUACAGUUGUGGAGCCUCCAAAACCAUCUCCAGUGGCUUUAGACGAACAGCCAAAAAAACAAACUAAAAUAAAAAAAAAAGUACCUAAAAUCUGUCGCACACCUGCGGAACAAAUAGCUCAUUUCGAAAUACAGUGCAGGAAAGAGCUGCAUUCUAUACAAAUGGCAAAUGAAAGACAGAAAAACAAAAAUUUAGUAUUAAAAGAAAUGUUACUUAAAAAAAAAAUUAAAUAUUUUAUAUCAAAAAAUGAUGAGUACUAAAC